Messenger RNA from Folsomia candida, 2054 nucleotides. RefSeq names its product importin subunit alpha-4. The transcript is spliced from 7 exons. The coding region runs from base 131 to 1729 and encodes 532 amino acids. NCBI's taxonomy places the organism in Eukaryota, Metazoa, Arthropoda, Collembola, Entomobryomorpha, Isotomidae. Gene Ontology annotation, biological process: NLS-bearing protein import into nucleus. The record is from RefSeq and is a predicted model, not a curated record. Gene Ontology annotation, molecular function: protein binding; nuclear import signal receptor activity. Gene Ontology annotation, cellular component: cytoplasm; nucleoplasm; nucleus.
UCUGAAUUCAUUAUCGGAUUGAUAUCAAGCCAUGUGAUUUCCUGCCGACGAUCCCUUCAACUCCAAGAAGAUCAAGAUUUUCACUACUCUCUGAAUCAAGAAUUUAAUUAAUAUCAUUGUCACCUUCAAGAUGUUCAACUGGACAGAAUUCAAUAAAUGUCUCCCAUCUACUGACGACUCUGCUGUUGUUGGUGGUGCUGUCGGUGGCGCUGGUUGCGGCGAUGGCGACGAUGGCGACGAUGAACUAUUUCUUCCUCCGGUCCCAAAUCGAAAUGAAAGUCAUCACAUCAUUGACGAGAAAUUGACUUUGACUAGUAAAUGCCAAGUUGUGCUAAUAGAGGAGCCUUUAGGUCCACAGGACACCUUGAAACUUCAAAGUAUCGUCCAACAAGCAGCCUCCGACCAGCCAGCCAUUCAACGUAAUGCGAUCAACGAGAUAGUUCAACUCGUCUCGUGGCGACGACAAACUCCUCCCCCGAUCGAUGCCCUCAUCUCUUGUGGAGUUUUGCCCGUCCUCAUGAAAUGUUUGGGGGUGUGGGAAAACCCCGCCCUCCAAUACGAGGCAGCCUGGGCUAUCACCAAUAUCGCUUCUGGAACAACCCCUCAAACCCACGCUGUCGCCCAAUCCGGCGCCAUCACCCCACUCAUCACUCUCCUCUCCUCAGAUAAAGAAAACAUCCGUGAACAAGCGAUCUGGGCGCUGGGCAAUAUCAUCGGGGAUGGUCCAUUCCUACGGGAUUUUGCCGUUUCCGCCGGCGUGGUUGGUCCCCUACUCUCCUUCGUGCGGCCCGGCGUGCCCACCUACUUUCUACAUAGGGUCAUCUGGGUCAUUCUCAACCUGUGUCGACGUCACUCUUCCGACACCUUCAAUUCACCACCACCUGCCUAUUUGAAAGACGUUCUAGCUGCCCUCGCCAUGCUCCUGUAUCAUCCAGACAUCGACAUUCUCACCGACUCCAUUUGGGCCAUCAGCUGCUUGACGGAUGGUGGAACCCACAAAAUUCAGUUGGUCAUUGAGUCCGGCGUUCUGCCCCAAUUGGUCUCCCUCUUGUCCAAUUCGGUCGCAAAGGUGCAGGCCGCCGCGAUGCGGGCGCUCGUAAAUCUCGCCACGGAUGGGACCGAAGCUCAACAAGGAGCUGUACUGGAUUGCGGCGUCUUGCCAAACUUUCAUCAGUUGCUGCUCCACAAGAAAAACCACAUUUGCAAGAACGCCCUCCUCUUUUUGAGCAAUGUGACAAGCGCUGCGGAAUGCGAGGCGAGAAUCCAGGAAAUUUUGAAUAUGGGGUUGAUGCCGGCGAUUAUUCCACAUUUGGAAAAGGCCUCGUUCCCCCAAGGGGCCGCCUUUAUCGUGACGAACAUGAUGGUGAAAGGAAACAAGGACCAGCUCGUUUGUUUAGCCUCGUACCGGAUUAUUGGGCCAUUUUGUAAAGGACUUUCUUUCACAGAUGAGCAGCUGAUUGAAACGAUGCUGUUUGGCAUACUGACGAUGUUAAGAACGCUCGCGAACUAUGGUCGUAGCCACGUUGUAGACGCUAUUCGCCAUGAGCUGCGAGAAUGUGGCGGAUUUGAUAGGAUUCGUGGAUAUGCAACGGUCCACGGCAUUUACCAAUCGGCGUAUCAAAUCGUUUCGGAAUUUUUUCCACAAAAUGACGAGGAGAACAAUAACAAUAUCCUCGUCGAUGAUCGGAAGAACCAUUUCGGUCAGCCAGACAUUACAGAUAUGGAAUGAAACAGGACUUCUCCGAUAAAAUUGGUUGAAAAGAAAAUCAAUUGUAUUAAGGCUUAUCAAGAUUAUUAACAUAUUAACAUUCAGAUUGUUGGUGACGAAAUAUGUGUCAAUAUUUACCACUUUUAUAUGAACUUUUGUUGCAAAUCAAAUGUGAACUUCAAUUUAUUAUGAAAUAUAUGUCUCAAGGUUAGUUUGUUAUAAAAUAUGCCACAAUUUUGCACUCGUCCUUCUUUGUUAUAAUGACGAUAACCACAUUCUCAAUAAAAGUGUACCGAGGAGCAUAAUAAUUUUCCAUUGUGGAGCAGGAUUUUCAACAUAAAUUAAA